AUGAUGAAGUUCUCCAUCGCUCUUCUCGCUCUCGCAGGCGCCGCCCUCGCCGACACGCAGGUCAACUGGAGUGGCUGCGGCGGCGAGCACGGCAACACCAAGUCGGGCGACGGCGACUGCACCAACGUCUCCGGCUUCCGCACGACCAACCUCUGCGAGAUCUACGUACCGCCUCCCGGCACGGACCGCUGCGAGUUCUACACGACGCCGUGCGGCGUGCCCUGGGGUGACAUCUACUACUGCAGCGUGGCCGCGGGCAAGUGCAACGCCCGGCCUUGGAACGCCAUCCGGUCGUUUCGCUGCUGGUCUCACUAA
Akanthomyces muscarius is the source of this 315-nucleotide messenger RNA. RefSeq lists its product as uncharacterized. The transcript is spliced from 2 exons. NCBI's taxonomy places the organism in Eukaryota, Fungi, Ascomycota, Sordariomycetes, Hypocreales, Cordycipitaceae. Bases 1 to 315 code for a protein of 104 amino acids. The record is from RefSeq and is a predicted model, not a curated record.